This is a messenger RNA of Pristis pectinata (smalltooth sawfish), 2443 nucleotides long. RefSeq names its product lysophosphatidic acid receptor 2a (gene lpar2a). Bases 220 to 1260 code for a protein of 346 amino acids. Lineage: Eukaryota; Metazoa; Chordata; Chondrichthyes; Rhinopristiformes; Pristidae. The record is from RefSeq and is a predicted model, not a curated record. Gene Ontology annotation, biological process: G protein-coupled receptor signaling pathway. Gene Ontology annotation, molecular function: lysophosphatidic acid receptor activity. The transcript has 4 exons. Gene Ontology annotation, cellular component: membrane.
GGGCGGGGCUGUGCCGGAGAGCGGUGCGGCGGGAGCCGGCUCGGGAGCAGCUGCUGAUCUGGGCAUCUGUGGUGAGGCCAGAACUCACUGAUGACCCAAGGUUGCCUGUGAACUGAGGCCAUUUUGGAGGACGUUUCAGAGUUAACCAUGUGAGUGGGACUGGAGUCACAUAUAGGACAGACUCGGUAGAAGCUGAUCCCAGCCGAGAGGGAAGGAGCCAUGGGAGACUGCCACUACAACCAGACCAUCCCCUUCUUCUACCAAUCAGCCGGCAAAGAACUGAGUCACAACUGGCGGACAAAGGACGUGCUGGUGGUUACCCUGGGCCUGCUGGUAUGUGUGAUAGUCAUACUGGCCAACGCGCUGGUUAUCGCAGCCAUUGUCCUCAACCGCCGCUUCCACCAACCCAUCUUCUACCUGCUGGCCAACCUGGCUGCAACGGAUUUCUUCUCUGGUGUCGCCUACAUGUACCUCAUGUUCCACACUGGCCCUCGCACCGCAGAGCUGACGGUGCACACGUGGUUCCUGCGGCAGGGGCUGAUCGACACCAGCCUGACAGCCUCUGUCGCCAACCUCCUGGCUGUCGCUGUGGAGCGUCACCAGACGGUCUUCCAGAUGCAGCUACACAGCAACAUGAGCAACCAGCGAGUGACUUUCCUCAUCGUCUGUAUCUGGGUCACUGCCAUCCUCAUGGGGCUGAUCCCCCAAAUGGGCUGGAACUGCGUGUGCAGCCUGGGCACCUGCUCUCAGAUGGCUCCUCUCUACAGCCGCAGCUACCUGGUCUUCUGGGCCAUCUCCAACCUGGUCAUUUUCUGUGUCAUGCUGCUGGUGUACAUGCGCAUCUUCUGCUACGUCCAACACAAGGUGCAGAGGAUGUCCCAGCAUACCUUUCAUUCCAGACACAAGGAGACCAUGAUGAACCUCAUGAAGACUGUGGUCAUCAUUCUGAGUGCGUUUGUCAUCUGCUGGACGCCGGGGCUGGUGGUGCUGCUGUUGGACGGGGUGGACUGUUCGAGCUGCAACGUGCUGUUGGUGGAGAAAUACUUCCUGCUGCUGGCGGAGCUCAACUCCCUGUUCAACCCGCUGAUCUACUCGUUCCGCGACAAAGAGAUGCGGCAGACCUUCAAACACAUCCUGUGCCUCCCCUGGCGCAGGGACAUCAGCUUCACCACCACCAAGAGCCGGGCGCACAUCCUGAUGCAGAAGGUGCCCUCGCCAAACCCGGCCAGUGACUCGCAGAGGCUGAACUCCUCCGUGUAGGAAGCAGUGUCCCUGCUGGGGUCACCUCACCGGGGGCAGGGGUCAUCAUUGGUCAGGGUUCACCUGGGGGGCAGGGGUCAUCAUUGGUCGGGGGUCACCUCACCAGGGGCAUGGGUCAUCAGAGGCCUGCAGGAUCUCUGUGAUUGGUUACUACAGACAUGAGAUAAUUUGCUGCUGCCUUUGGCUGUGAGGUCAAAAUGUCCCCCCGUCAGUGCAGGGCCUGUGCUUCAGGGGGAGGGAGCCUUGGGUGGGGGUGGGUGCACAGCUGUGGACCUCAGUCACCUGUUGGGGGGAGAGGUCCCUGUCUAACAGCAGGGUUCUGGACUGCCUCCCACAAGAUGUUAUUUAUUUCCUGCACCCCACCCCCCCCCACCCCACUUCCUCCCCGCCACUGGGGGGUUGUGGUCCAGCGAAGGUGGUGGUGGGGGGUGGCGGUUCACAUUGGUCUCAGGAACAUUGACCCCUCCCGGGCCCCGGUUUGACUCCAGCACCGAUCCGUGCAUCGACCGUCCGUCUCCACGGACACGCCCUGGUGGUUUCAGGGUCUGACUCCUUGCCGUCUCCAUCCCCACACUUUGUACACACCGCUUUCCGCAGGGUGAAGGCACCCACCCCUCAGCCUGGUGCCCCUCCGUGGCCUCGUGGAUCUUGGCCUGUCACCCGAGGCCAGUGGUCAUGGGAUCUCACGCGUGCCCAAGGUCUGGGUCACCAGACACAUCCUCCAAAUCAGCAGCUGGGGGCUGGGUCCUGUCCUCUCCAGCCUGUGUGGCCCCACCCCACCUGCUGGCCCCGACCCACCAAACCCCAACCACCCACCUACCCCAGGUCUUCCCAACCCACCGCACCCCACCCCAGGUCUACCCAGCCUUCCUCCCCCCUCUCUCCUCCCCCACCCUUCUCCCUUGUCACCCCUGCUCCUGUCUUCCAUUCUGUCUCCCCCCCCCACCGCCCUUUUCCUGCCCUGCUCCCCCAUCACAUUCCAUCCGAUGUCCCCACGGGGUGACCAGUGCCCUGUGCUUCUCCGACACCCCUGCUCACAGGAGGUGACACAGAGCUGGCACCCCCACUCUCUCCGUCUCCCCCUAAACACCAGGCCGUCUGUGUUUUUUACUGAAAGGUGUUCUAGCUCGUGUAAAGUUGUAUGUAUAAUUAUUGAGUUUUUAUUAAAGGAAGAAUACUUUGC